Molecule: messenger RNA, 810 nt
Organism: Funneliformis geosporum
Lineage: Eukaryota; Fungi; Glomeromycota; Glomeromycetes; Glomerales; Glomeraceae
Source: the annotation of a GenBank genome assembly
AUGUCUUAUCAAAAUUUAAAACAAGAAAAAGGGGUAGAGAUUGCAUUGGCUUAUUUAAGAGAAGUUAAACAUCGAUGUAAAAAACCUAAAAUAUUUAAUGAAUUUUGUGAGACUAUGAAAUUAUUUAAAAGAAAAGAAAUUACUGAAAGUUUUUGUCAUAAUGUUGUUAAAAGUCUUUUUAAAGAUGAUCCUGAAUUAUUAGAAGGUUUUUAUGUUUAUUUUCCUAAACAAUCAUCAUCAUCGACUUUUUACAUAAGCACAACACAAGAAGUUAAAGUUGAUAAUAAAGAAAACAAUACUAAUCAUAUGAACAUUAAAAACCAAGUUAUUGUUAAUGAAAAUGACAACAAAUUGGAUUUUCGAGUGAAUGAUCGUCAAAGUCAUAUCAUUAUUAGUACCGGAGAAGAGAAAAUGGUGAUGAUCGAUAAAGAAUUGGAAAAUGAAAAUAUUUCUAAUAUUAAUCAAGGUACAAAGACAGAAUUUAUUAAUGAAUUUUAUACAAAUUUUCGUUCACCAAAGAAAGAAGCAUCCGAUCUUUCAACAGUUAUUUCUAAUUCUAGAAGUUCCUCAUUCUCUCAAACACCAUCACCACAAAGUUCUUUCAAAAAUGUUGAGAUUUUUGAUGAUGAUGAUAAUAUGAACUUAUUAAUGCCAUCAUCAUUUAUAAAAAAGAAAGAUACACAAUUACAACAGCAAAUAGCAUCAUCAUCUCCAGCGUCAAAUUCAUCGGAAACGGGUUUACGAAGAAGCACUCGUAAUCGUAAAGUUGCUUCGAAACCAGUUGAUGAUGCUUAUGUUUUUUAUAAAUAA